Molecule: messenger RNA, 1691 nt
Organism: Neomonachus schauinslandi (Hawaiian monk seal)
Lineage: Eukaryota; Metazoa; Chordata; Mammalia; Carnivora; Phocidae
Gene: XKR9
Product: XK related 9
Exons: 6
Coding region: 546-1667 (373 amino acids)
Biological process (GO): phosphatidylserine exposure on apoptotic cell surface; apoptotic process involved in development; engulfment of apoptotic cell
Cellular component (GO): plasma membrane
Source: RefSeq, a predicted model, not a curated record
CACAGCGCCGCCUGGGGACCGGAGGCCGUCGACCCACGGCCCCUCCUGGAUCGCAUCUACAUCCUCAAAUUAGAGCACAAAUACUGCUCUGCUAAGUGGAGUGGGGAUUAAAAGGAAUGAGUGACCAAGGACUAAGUUAGCUUGGGGGCAUGGAAGAACGGUGAUGGUGAUGCUAUUUACCCAAAGUUGAAGAAGAAAUAAAAGAUUCCCAGGAUGAAGAUUUUCCAGAAGAGACUUUGAGUUAAAGAAGGCUUUUAUACUUGACAAGUGUUGUCAUCUGUAAUGAAGAUCAUUGAAAAACAGAAGAUUAACUAAAGUCUUGUAACAUUGGACCUGGAUAGGAGAUUUAGAAAAGAAAAUUAAAAUUAGUCACUUUGGUUUUAGUGUUUCAAUUUCAUAAUAUUUAUUCUUCUGAAUAAGUUUAGGGAGUAGAAAUUAAAAUUCAGGGUUAUAGUAGCAGAUGCACUAAUAUUCUUUUUCUUUCUUUUUUUUUUUUUUUUGUAUGAGAGAAGAAAGUAGAUAACCAAGAACUAUAGUGAUUCAUAAUGAAAUACAGUAAAUUGAAUUUUAUGUUGUCAGUUCUUGGCAUUAUAAUCUAUAUAACUGAUUUAAUUGUGGACAUCUGGGUAUCUGUCAGGUUUUUCUAUGAAGGACAAAAUGUUUUUGGUAUUUUAACAGUAAGCUUUAUGCUCUUUGGAACAUUUGUGGUGCAGUGUUUUAGUUAUUCUUGGUUCAAGGCUGAUUUAAAGAAAGCAGGCCAAGAAAAUCAGCAUUGUUUUCUUCUACUUCAUUGCUUGCAAGGAGGAGUUUUUACAAGGUAUUGGUUUGCCUUGAAAAAGGGUUAUCAUGUGGCUUUCAAAAAUAGCAGCAAAACUGAUAACUUUAUGGAAGAACAAAUUGAUCCACAUAAAGAAGUUAUAGAUAGAAUGACUGAUUUGAGCAUGCUCAGGCUAUUUGAGACCUACCUGGAAGGCUGCCCACAACUUGUUUUGCAGCUCUACACCUUUCUGGAACAUGGUCAAGCAAAUUUCAGUCAGUAUGCAGCCAUUAUGGUCUCUUGCUGUGCUAUUUCUUGGUCAACUGUUGAUUAUCAAGUAGCUUUAAGAAAAUCCUUGCCUGAUAAAAAUCUCCUUAAUGGAUUCUGUCCCAAAUUCACAUACCUCUUUUACAAGUUGUUUACAUUAUUAUCUUGGAUGCUGACUGUUGUACUUCUUUUAUUCUUAAAUGUUAAGAUUGCAUUUUUUCUGUUGUUAUUUCUUUGGUUUUUAGGGAUAUUGUGGGCAUUUAAAAAGCAAACUCAAUUUUGUGCUUCUAUAAGUAUGGAAUUCUUAUACAGAGUUGUUGUUGGAUUCAUUCUUACUUUUACAUUUUUUAAUGUUAAGGGACAGAAUACCAAAUGUCCAAUGUUUUGUUAUUAUAUUGUAAGGGUACUGGCCACAGUGGGGAUAUUGGUUGUGUUCUGGAUUUCCCCAGUCUCUAUUUUUAAUUCAGACUAUUUUAUGUCUAUCAGUAUCACUGUAGCUCUUACUCUUGUCCUUGGAAUUAUUUUUCUUAUUGUUUAUUAUGGGACUUUCCACCCAAACAGAAAUGAAGAAACAAAACCUGAUGAAAUUGAUGGAAAAGCAGCUCAAAGAGAUUGUAGAAUGGAGUAUUUUCUAAUGGAAUAGCUAUUCAUUUGUGAGAUCUGUUUU